AAUCAGUAUCGUUCAGGCCCCGUUCGAAUGAGACCCGUUCCAUGUGACUGAUAUAGGGGCUUGACGUCCGAAUUAAAUAGGAUGGGGUAGGAAGGAGAUCGUUGAUCUGCCCUCCCUCCCUUGGAGUGGUGUACCCCGUUUGUUCUCGCAUACAUAGAACUUUUGGUGGACGGAUGAUGCCGGCACUAGAGCAAAGGACAGACCACCACCUUCAUCAUCGGCUGUACAAACCAUGGGAUCACAAAUCUUUGCCAGAGAGGUGAUCACGAGGAUAGUUGCUAGUAUUAUUGGAGAUGGAGAGGCUAUUCCACUUUCGGAAGUUAGAUCACGUGGCGGCAUCCGCCAAACUUCUUCUCCGAAAUAACCCCAGUCAACAUCUUUGAAGGAAUCGCAUUGCCAAUUCUUCCACAGAGUUCCAGCCGCAAAAAUGGCAAAGAAAGCCAAGUCACGUACCAUCAUUGUCCGCCUGAUAUCCAUGGCGAUGACCGGCUACUACCGCACAAUGAUUCGCCCUCGUACCCAUCGUCCCCUCAGCAUGUUGAAAUACGAUCCUGUUGUUAAGAAGAAGGUGCUGUUCCUGGAGGCAACAAAGGGUGGAAGAGCAAAGUGAUUCUCCCUUCCCUUCCUCGCCGAACUUUUUCCUCUUCAUCGGGCCAAAUCCGAACGCCGCGAAGAAUCUCCAACCGCCGGUCCAGCUUAAUUCCAAUUACGACUCGAUCCAUUGCGUGGAUUACGCGGAUUACCAUCAAUACCCCGAAGCGGAGCCAUGCAGUGUUCUGCUCCCCUCUUGUUGAGUGAACGACGAUCAUGUACAUUAGACACACCAGCGAGGGCUACAUUUGGACCCUUAUUUUCUGCUUUUAUUUUUGAGCUGUAUAAGUAUCACGGUGUUACAUUCUGGCGUUAAGAACAGUACAAACUUGGUCAAUAAAUAUCCUUCAUAUCAUAUACUUUCGGAUCAUACUCGUCAUUGAUUAGGCAAAUGCUUUUUUCACGUCACCCCCUCGGGAUCGAAAAUAUAGAGAUUCCU
This is a messenger RNA of Aspergillus ochraceoroseus IBT 24754, 1030 nucleotides long. Its product is annotated as mitochondrial 54S ribosomal protein bL33m. Gene Ontology annotation, biological process: translation. The transcript is spliced from 2 exons. The coding region runs from base 428 to 610 and encodes 60 amino acids. Gene Ontology annotation, cellular component: ribosome; mitochondrion. Gene Ontology annotation, molecular function: structural constituent of ribosome. Lineage: Eukaryota; Fungi; Ascomycota; Eurotiomycetes; Eurotiales; Aspergillaceae. The record is from RefSeq and is a predicted model, not a curated record.